UUUAUCAUUUCCUUUAAUUUUCCUAUUUAAAAAAAAAAACAAAUUCAAGGUGGUAAUUUAAUGUGUAUGUGCAACUGAAUUAAAGAAGCCAUAUAUAAAAAGUACAUGACUUUCAAAUUCCACCUUCUUCUUCUUCUUCUUCUUCGAUCUCCUAUAUAUACCUCAAUCUCUUUCACACACUUCCUCUGGCUCCACAUCAUCCUCUCUAUAUAAUCUUCUUCUACACAUUCACACGCAACCACAUAUGUACAUGUGAAGUAGUGAGAUCAAUAUCGUUAUCAAUGAAUCUACCACCGGGAUUUAGGUUUUUUCCGACCGACGAAGAGCUCGUCGUUCACUUCCUCCACCGGAAAGCUUCCCUCUUGCCUUGUCACCCUGACGUCAUCCCCGACCUCGAUCUUUACCAUUACGAUCCUUGGGACCUUCCCGGGAAAGCUUUGGGAGAAGGGAGGCAAUGGUACUUCUAUAGUAGAAAGACACAAGAGAGAGUGACAAGCAAUGGGUAUUGGGGAUCAAUGGGAAUGGACGAGCCAAUCUACACAAGCUCCACACACAAGAAAGUGGGCAUCAAAAAGUAUCUAACUUUCUAUCUCGGAGAUUCUCAGACUAACUGGAUCAUGCAAGAAUAUUCCCUCCCAGAUUCCUCUUCUUCAUCUAGUCGAUCUUCUAAGAGAUCAAACCGUGCUUCUUCUAGUUCUAGUCACAAACCCGAUUAUAGCAAGUGGGUGAUAUGCAGAGUGUAUGAGCAAAAUUGCAGUGAGGAAGAAGACGAUGAUGGGACAGAACUCUCAUGCUUGGAUGAAGUGUUUUUGUCUUUAGAUGAUCUUGACGAAGUAAGCUUACCGUAAUAAAGACAGAAGCACCCAAGAAAAAAAUAGGGAAAAGGAGAAUGAGAAUGAAAUGACAUCAUUCUUACAGGUUAUAUGUUGUAAGAUUAGCAAAUCCCCAAUUUGCAAGCAAGAAGCAAAAAAGGAAGAAGCUCUAGUCUUGUUGUAAUUUUUUUUCUAAAUUCAAAUAUAUCUUUCUAUUAA
Molecule: messenger RNA, 1031 nt
Organism: Arabidopsis lyrata subsp. lyrata
Lineage: Eukaryota; Viridiplantae; Streptophyta; Magnoliopsida; Brassicales; Brassicaceae
Product: NAC domain-containing protein 104
Exons: 3
Coding region: 282-848 (188 amino acids)
Biological process (GO): regulation of DNA-templated transcription; system development
Molecular function (GO): DNA binding
Source: RefSeq, a predicted model, not a curated record